AUUUUUAUAAAGUAUUUGCAUUCCCUGUACUUCAAAAAUGCUGCAUGUGCUUCUAGUUAAACAUAUCCAAAUUCGAACAAAGUCCAAUAAAUAUGUUUCGGUACUUUGUAACGAGCUUUGUAAUGCCUCACACCGAGUUUCUGACUGCAUGUGAACUAAUUGUACGUUUUGUUCUUUUAGAUAGAUCAGGCUGGUCCUAGUCUGUCCAGAGAAGUCUACUUCGAUAGUAAAAAGGUAAGCGGAACGGGAAUGACCCGCGACCUUUGGGAUACUAGUCCAAUGCUCUACGAACUGCUCUACCAAGACGAGGUCAAGUCGGGUCGAGUUGGCGCAUGAAUCAUGAUAUUUCGGAACUGAGUCUAGUUCCUUCGAUAUCAAUGUGAUACUUUUUGUGUGUGUUGGUGUUAUGUACUCAGGUAAAUAUGAUGUUUGUGAUGUUACUCUGACUCUGAGUGUGCAUCCACACCGGGCAAGCUGAAACGUUUUCCUUACCACGGUGGGAAUCGAACCCACGACCUUUGGGAUACUAGUCCAAUGCUCUACCAACUGAGCUACGAGGUCAAGACGGUUCGAGUUGGUGCAUGAUAUUUCGGAACUGAGACUGGCUUCGAUAUCAAUGUAUUCUAUAAGAUAUACUUUUUGUGUAUGCUGGUGUUAUGUACUCAGGGGAAUAUGAUUAUGGUGUUACUCUGACUGAGUGUGCAUCCACACGGGGAAAGCUGAAAAGUUUGCCUUAUUAUACGGUAGGAAUCGAACCCGUGUGGAAUCGGUGGGAAUCGAACACCAACACACACAAACAGUAUGGAUCCCACCACGGUGGGAAUCGAACACCAACACACACAAAAAGUAUCAUAUCUUAGAAUACAUUGAUAUCGAAGGAACUAUAGACUCAGUUCCGAAAUAUCACCGACUUGACCUCGUAACUCAGUUGGUAGAGCAGUGGACUGGUAUCCUAAACGUCGCGGGUUCGAUUCCCACCGUGGUGCACACUCAGAGUAACAUAUGCACAAACAUCAUGUAAGUAGUAGAAAUUAGAUAAAAAUCGAAAUUUAAAAUACAGAUAUACAGAUAUGAAAUCUCAGUAGGUAUUUAAAUGUCCUUCUUAUAUAUGGGUUUUUAUUUCCUUAUUUUUUAUGAUUAAUAAAAUUGAAGCGCUUUGGCACAUAUAUUACCCUCAGUUCAACUAAUUCCUCAACAUCAACUACUAAUUUCAUGGAGCUAAUUCCUUAAUCGUUCCUCAACAUCACUGAAUAAAAUCGCAUUAUACUGUACGUGCAUUUUACAGUCAACAAUAAUAAGCAUUAAAAUUAGAAGUUACAACAAAACAACAUGCAGUACAAGCUAAGAAGACAAGUGGCAGUAUUAGAAUCCUCUUACAAUAAUCCUUUGAAAAAGUACAAUUAAUUCUAUAUACAUGCAUGCACGUAUAUAUACGAAAUCCUUUAUAAAGGACGUGUUUAGGAUAUUUACUUGACCAGCGAGCAUAUUUCUAUUUAUUUAAGUCAGAUAUGUUAAAUCGAUAGGAUUAAGUGCGACAUGCAAUGUGGACUAAAUUUGUUUAUGAUUUGUUGAAUUUAAUAAAAAAAAGAUAUUCAGGAAAAUAAGUCACACGAGGUCAAACAAAGUGAUAAAAGCAAUUUAAGCAACAAAAGCAAAAUAAUCAAGUUGAUGAUUGAACAGCAUUAUUAUUUAUUUUUUAUUUAUUUAUUAACUUUACAAUCAUACAAAAAUUAUAACAAUGAUUGAAGGUAUGGUCAACAGGACAUGAGUCCCAUGUAAAGACCAACCUGAUACAAUACAAUAAGUAGACAUGACAAGGACAAGAACACUAUUUACAUAUAGCUAUAUAAAAAUUAAUAGUUUAGAUUAUGAGCAACAGCUUAAGUUGAAAGAACGGCAUUUAGAGCAGUAGGUUUUCCAAGUGCGCAUUCUGUUAGCAUGGAAAAAAGAGUUUAAUUGAGAAGAGUAGUGAGAAUCAGUAACUGUAGCUUAAAGGAUGAAACAGACGAACUGUUACGAAUGAUCGGAGAGAGAUUGUUCCAUAGAAAGACAAUUCGGUUAAAAAAAGAGUUUCUAAAAAGAGAGGUUUUGCACGGAUUGACUUGAAGCAAGUUGUCAUUGCUUGACCGAGUGCGCGAAAUGAUUAAUUAAGCCAUCGCGCUUUCGAAAUAUUACAAAUGUUUCCUACUGCGGUUUGUACACACACACACACACACAUAUAUAUUAUAUAUAUAUAUAUUAUAUAUAUAUAUUAUAUAUAUAUAUAUAUAUAUAUAUAUAUAUAUAUAUAUAUAUAUAUAUAUAUAUAUAUAUAUAUAUAUAUAUAUAUAUAUAUAUAUAUAUACUUUCAUGUGCAAAAAUAAAACCGUUUCGAUAAAACUUAAAAUUGCAAUAAUUAAGCUGCCAUCGGAUUAACAAACUUUGAAUCACGUAGUUCACCUAGCCAAUGUAGCCACACUGCCACAGUAAGUAGAUGCAGUGUAGGCUAGCUCAGUAAUUGGAAAGUUUUACCUACGUUGAACACCUCGGUUGAGAUAUUGUAAAGCACAGUUUAUUUUUCUCGUAAAUUAGAUCAUCAAAGCAUACACAGAAUUCAUCAUAGAUGUCGCUGUCGCUUUAAAAGCAGACCCGAAAGAAGCAAAAAAACAAGCAGAGGAACUUGUCGACUUUGAGAAAAAGCUGGCAAAGGUAGCGUGCCAAUCUUGAAUCAAUAUAUAAAUGAUAUCAUAAAAAUAUAUUGACUAUUAUUCAAAUUAUGUGUUAUAAAUCCAUCAUUUCCAUAUGUUCCUUGUGGAUGAGAUGUCCGCCAUCUUAUUGAUCUUGGACAGCGGCGACUGCCAUAGUGUUCAUUUCUUGAUAUAUAAGUUCUUCCUGCAAUCACGUCAUUCAAAAUCGAUUUCUUUCUACCUAUAUACUCGUUCGUAUCUAUACUAUAUCAAAUAUUUUAAAUUUUCUAUUCUUAAAAAUGUCCUACAUAUAAGCAUCGUUUUAUUAUUUUAUCAUUAGAACAAAAAUUGUUUCUCUUGUAUAACAUGAUUGUUGUUAUUAAUUCAAUGUUCUCUUCACCUAAUCCUCAUUAUACUACGUUCCAAACUUCGUUUCGAACGUCGCUAAUUCGUUUCGAAGAUAUUAUUACAACUCUUCGUGUUAAACAUGUGUCUUCAAAACCUAUUGUUCUGCUUCAUUUAGAUCAGUGUCCCAAGUGCAGAUAAAACAGAUACGUGGUUCAAACAAAUGACGAUGAAGGAACUGAGCCAUAAAUUACCACAGGUUUGGAAUUUAUAAGAUCGUAUCUUUCUAACAAAGCAUUUCGUAUUACCUUUAGUAAUCAUUUCGAUAGAGAUUUCUGCAGAAUUAUUAAAAACUUGAAAAGAAAAAAAUGUUUGUGAAAUAUUUUUGAAUGAGAAACUGCGAUUAUAGAAAAGCCUUCCUAUAGUUAGUAUGCCAUCUGAUAUGGAAUUUUUUCUUAAAAGUUAACCCAAGGUUUUAAAAUAACCCAUGCAGGUAUUGUCUGAAUGCAUGGAUCUGAAAUGAUCAGACUACCAACAAAUAUUAUUUUUCACCUGAAUAUUUAGUUCCCGUGGCGACACUAUGUGCAAGAAAUAUUCAGUCAUACAAAUAUCUCCGACGACGAGCCAGUUAUUGUUCCUGCACUUUCCUACCUGGAGAAAUUUGAAGACAUCACCAAACAUGCAUCAAAAACGUCAGUAUAUAUACUUACAGUGUUGGUGGGUUUCAGUAUGUGUUAUGUAUUAGGCAGCAGGUGCUGGCAAACUUAGAAAUGUCGAUACUUAUAGAAGCAUGCAUGCAGAGGCUACUCUGGGAACUCGCCUAAACUCGCCACGAAAUAAUCGAGUUUGGCCGAUUUAAGCAAAACUCCAACUUUUGAGCAAUACGAUUUAGGCGAUUUAAUCUCAGUCAAUUUGGUUGCGAGUUUAGGCGAUUUAAGGUCCCAAAGCAGGCCUAAGCAAGCAUCUCUCAACUUUCUUUAUUUCGCUUACAAUAUAAAAGAAUGCAACACAUAAAUUUUAUAUUGUACUCUAUUAACUUAAUUUAGCCUUUAAACUACAAUGUUUUUGACUCAAUAAAGCAUCUAAUGAAAAGUGUUAACAUUAUUUCACCAUUCUCAUAAAUACCGGUUGACGCCGCUGCAUGUAGUGCUUAGUGAAAUCAUAGACAAUCCAGAAGACAGGGACUGGAAACGCAAGCUAGAAAUAUGAUGACAAAUCGUGACAUCCGUGAUGUGCCUGUCACGUAGCAAUUACUUGGUUACCACGGUAACAAGUCUUUAAAUUUACAUAAAAACAAAGGCAAAUGCGUGUAGUUUAUGCAAAAUAUAUCGUAAAAAAAGCGUAUUAUCUGAAUUUUGGGAUCGUAGUCGUGGAGCGGCUAUACUAACAAAGGUAGAUACGUCCAAAUUUUCAUUUAUUUCUAUUUUAUAGUGAUGCUAAAUGUAAAAUUUGGAUCGUGCUAUCGGUAAAUCGCGCACGCAGCAAUUAUUUCCAGAAAAAACUGCCAAAACUAACCCUGUAACUACAAACUUAACCUGUUUUGUCUUUGACGAUGAAGCCAUUUGAAAUCACAAGAUUGUAAUCUAUCGAAUAGGCUAUUUUUUAUAUCAAUUUGGUAUCAAAUUCAACCAAAAAUGUUUACUGAAUUUGAUUGUCAGAAUUACGAAUGUUGUUAGCCGGUGUCCCAGGAUUUUCGCCCCCCCUACAUUUUCGCCCCCCGGGGGGCGAAAUUCCUAGGAAUAUCGCCCCCCAGGGGGGCGAAAAUCCUAGGAAUUUCGCCCCCCUUUAGGAAAUUCGCCCCCCUUUAGAAACUUCACCUUUUCUUUAGGACUGUCGUCCUCCGUUCAAAAUUUCGCCCUUCCUAACAGUUGCAUGGGAUAACGAUUACAUGGCUUUAAUCAUUUGAAAUCAGUAUCAAUUCAAAAUUGUUAAGACAGAGCUUGAAAUAACAACCGAUCACCGAUCAAUGAUCGGCAAGGAAUUGCUUAUGAUCGGCGGAAAAGCAGAGUUUCGGUUUCCAACCUGAAAAAAGCAGGGAAAGUCGCGACUGCCGAUCACCAUGGUCGGGAACUUUGGGAACGUUAUUUCAAGCCCUGCAUGUAAGAAUACAAAUUUACAAUUACAUGUAUCGAAAGGGCUUUACACAGUUACAGUAGAUGAAUACUCAAUAGGACUUAUGACGCUUCACAGCACACCAUGCAUAUUUUGCAUUUUCAGUGUUAAUCCUUAAACUCAUUGUUAAAAAGUAAUCACCGUGGUGGUUAUUGUAAUUAUUGGUAUAUGUUUUGCAUCCACGUUUUGUCGUUAUCGGAAAAUGUAUGGUUUGUCACUAUUUUUUACUUGCAUUAUUUCAAUAUAGUUUAUAAAUCUCAGAAGCGAAGGGUAGAACUUGCCAAUAGGCAAUAAUCCAAUAAUAUACGUUUCAAAAAAGACAAGAAAGCUUUUAGUUUUGCAGAGUUACAUUCUCAAAUGUUUAAGGCAUGCACUAAUAAAAUCAAAGUAUCAUGAAAUGAUUUGAAUAAACCACACCACAUAUAUAAUGCAAUUUUCUUUGCGGAAGUGAAGAAUUAAGAUUAUAUCACUGACACGGAAAGUUGACGAUUCAACGGACAAUAUAGUCAAUACGCUUCCCAACACAUUCCAUGGAUUUUUUACUAAUCCUAUAGUUUAUUGUUAGCAAGUGAUUACUGUGGCGGCUAUUGUUAACACUCGUAUUGAUAAAAUUUGCAAGCUUGUAAUAAAUAAAUAAAUCACACAAUAAAUCUUUUCAACUUGCAAUCGUUUUGUUUUUAGAUCAAAAAUUCAAAAUUUAUAUGGGGGGGGGGGCGAAAUUCCUAAAGGGGGGCGAUAUUCCUAGGAGAUUCGCCCCCCAUAUUGUUCUGAAAACUUGCUGGCAAAACUAACCCUGCAACUGAAAAAUAAACAAUUUUUGUACUUUGUGGUCAAAGUAUGUGUAAUCACAAGAUUGUCAUCUAUCGAAUAGGCUAUUUUUUAUAUCAUUUUGGUAACUUAUUUGCCCAAAAAUGUUUACUGAAUUUGAUUGACAGAAUUACGAAUGUCGUUAGCCGGCAAUUGUAAUCGUCAUAUUGUUCUAAAAACUUGCUGGCAAAACUAACCCUGCAACUGAAAAAUAAACUAUUUUUGUACCUUUUGGUCAAAGUAUGUGUAAUCACAAGAUUGUAAUCUAUCGAAUAGGCUAUUUUUUAUAUCAAUUUGGUAAUUUAUUCGCCCAAAAAUGUUUACUGAAUUUGAUUGACAGACUUACGAAUGUCGUUAGCCGGCAAUUGUUAUUGUCAUAUUAUUCUGAAAACUUGCUGGCAAAACUAACCCUGCAACUGAAAAAUAGACUAUUUUUGUACCCUUUGGUGAAAGUAUGUGUAAUCAUAAGAUUGUAAUCUAUCGAAUAGGCUAUUUUUUAUAUCAAUUUGGUAACUUAUUCGCCGAAAAAUGUUUACUGAAUUUGAUUGACAGAAUUACGAAUGUUGUUAGCCGGCAAUUGUUAUCGUCAUAUUAUUCUGAAAACUUGCUGGCAAAACUAACCCUGCAACUGAAAAAUAAACUGUUUUUGGACCUUUUGGUCAAAGUAUGUGUAAUCAAAAGAUUGUAAUCUAUCGAAUAGGCUAUUUUUAUAUCAAUUUGGUAACUUAUUUGCCCAAAAAUGUUUACUGAAUUUGAUUGACAGAGUUACGAAUGUUGUUAGCCGGCAAUUGUUAUGUCAUAUUAUUCUGAAAACUUGCUGGCAAAACUAACCCUGCAACUGAAAAAUAAACUAUUUUUGUACCUUUUGGUCAAAGUAUGUGUAAUCAAAAGAUUGUAAUCUAUCGAAUAGGCUAUCUUUUAUAUCAAUUUGGUAACUUUUUCCCCCCAAAAUGUUUACUGAAAAUUUGACGGGCAAAAUUACUUUUGCGCCAACUAGAAGAUGGCCAUUUCUGUUGCCCUCACUUCGAACCCUGUAACUAUAGUUUAAUUAAAUAAAGUUCAGAGUUUGUAAUUUACAUAUUUUGAACAAAAAUAGACCUGUGGAUGCACUUGUCCCGUUUCCAAACUUAUAUCGGGUCAAACAAAGCCAAAAACCGCCUUUUGAAUGUUUGCGUAAUGUUUUUGACGGUAAAAAAGUCGCCAUUGGCAUUGCCAUUGUUGUUGUCCGGCAAAGUUUGUACUCACUUCGAACCCUGCAACUACAGUUUAAAUAAAGUUCAGGGUUUGCAAUUUACAUAUUUAAAACAAAUAUAGACCUGUGGAUGCAUUUCUCCGGUUUUUAAACUUAUAUUGGGUCAAACAAAGGCAAAAACCACCUUUUAAUGAUUGCGUAAUGUUUUUGACAGCAAAAAAGUCGCCAUUGCCAUUGGCAUUCUUGUUGGCAUUGUCGAAAGUUAAGAGUGUCAAACAUACAAAACAAAACUCACCGUUAAAAUAACUGAAACCUUGUUUUUAUUUCUUUUUAAUAAUGGAUGCCUUAGCAAAAAGGGUUUUCGAGAAAGAAAGGAUUUGUUGUCAAUAAAAUGGAAGGUAUAUUAAUUAAACCGAAAUUGCCAAAUUCAAAUUUUAAAAUACAGAUCAAGGAAAACUUCGAAAAGAUAACUUCAAUCAAUUUAUAUAACGUAAUUACAGUGAAGCAAAACUGAAUAAAUAUACGUAAACUUAAUUAAAGAAAACUACAAUACGCAAACAAACCUGAAUCGUGCCUGAAAGUCCACCCCAAACUGGAAAUCAAAAUUUCGAACAAGCUCGAAAAUUCUUUGCACUCGUCUCUGAAUAAGCAGAUCCGUUUUAUAAACUUUACACACAAUGUGAUAUACUUAACUCCCUUUUCAGUGUAGAUUAUUUAAACAAUUUUCCAGCAUAUAAAGAGCUGUAAAACAGCAGACAAGUAUCGGUCCACAAUCUAUCGUUUUAUUCUUUUUCGAAGCAACAGGCCAUUCACUCACAUGGCAUGAUGGCACAAGCGUCACGCAAGCACAUCACGGAUGCCACGCGCAAAACAUUAGGCGUUUACAGUCCCUGUCUUCUGGAUUGUCUAUGGUGAAAUCCACCUAUAUAUAGAUUACAUUACAGUUACAUGUCAAUUAUUAGUAAGCUGAUCGGCUCUUAAUAGUGUAUAAAAGCUAAAUAAAUUAACUUGAAUACUAGCUCCAAGUUUCUUGUUUGGAACAGAGCUUAUUAAAAAGCUUAUCAUAUAUUUUAUUUAAGUAUUCCUUAUUUAAUACUAUAUUCACUGACGUUAUAUAUAUAAAGCCAGUAAAACUGUAGUUUAAGGUGGCUCCCUACACUUUUUUAAAUGAAAGAUUUUCGGAUUUGGAUGAUUUUCUGGACAAUUAUUACUUGUUUAAAAACGAAGAGUAUCUGACUGGCAUAACACAAUAAUUUUUCAAAAGCUACUUCUAACAGCCUUUGCUAACAAUGACGUCACAACAUGGCGGAUAUUUUAUGUUUAAAGUAAUUUAACUCGAAAAUAACUUCGGUGACCCCCAUUUUUUAUUUCAUAAAAUGAUUUCUAUUGGUGUUUUGAAUUAUUUUCAUGAUUUUAAAAAUUCUGUCAUGCCGAAAUUUUCAGAAGAUAGGAAAAUGUGAAAAUUUUUUUUGCCAUGAUAGAAUUUUUUUAAAUCUUUAAAAUAAUUCAAAAUACUAAAAGAAAUCAUUUUAUAAAAUAAAAAAUGGGGGUCACCGAAAUUUUUUUCCAGUUAAAUUACUUUCAAGAUAAAAUAUCCGCCAUGUUGUGACGUCAUUGUUGCCACAGCAACGGCAGUUAGGAGAAAUGGUUAGGAGCACCUUUUUAAAAAUUCCUAACUCCUUAGUUGUUGUGUUAUACAAGUCAGAUACUCUUUGUUUUUAAACAAAUAAUAAUUCUCCAGAAAUUCAUAUCCAAAUCAGAAAAUCUUUAAUUUUUAAAAAGUGUAGCGAGCCACCUUAACUUGUUUUCUUCCGUUAUGAACAAAUAGUGCACAUGAAUAACCGUUUUACCCUACCCAAAAACCUCAUACCCGUCAAUGCAUGGGAAACAUUCUUGUGUAAAGAUGCAAACCCUUUCCUCAUCGUGCAUUUUUUAAAAAUUUUAAUCAUUCCUUUAAUUCUAGUAUUCUUUCCAAUUACGUUGUCUGGAACGUAAUCCAAGACGAGAUUCCAAAUCUUUCUAAGGAAUUUCGUAAGAUCCGUAAUAAUUACAAGAAUAAAGUAAUGGGAUCACAUGGUCAGAGAAAACGAUGGAAAAUAUGCGUAUCAAUGACUAACGACUAUCUUGGUGAUGUCAUUGGUGAAACGUAUAGCAGAAAACAUUUUGAUAAAGAAAAGAAAGCUUUGGUAUGUGGUCUUUUAAUUAAUAUACUAGAAUGCAUUUUAUACGCCAAGAAAAUAUUGUAUCAUUGAAUUUGAUUGAACAAAACCAUCACUUUAAUAUCAUCACAACUUACGCGGAACAAUAUCAUACGCAACGGCACAACUUAAAAAAAUACUGAUCCAAGCCAGUCAGGUUGAUUAAUUUAAGGUCGUAGCUAUACUAUCGUUACGUUCUGGUAACGGCCAACGACCUUCAACCGGUCAUCAAUUUUUUUACUUUUUACUAGUGGUAUUCGUGAUUUGCUUAGAUUAUAUUUGUCCUUGUGAACAUUUGGCAUCUCAAUAGGCUCCUUGCUGUUAACUAAAAAUACCUGUAAUAGGUGACUGCAUGGAGAGCGUCGAGACAGCUCUCGACUCGACAGCUGUGGGAUUUGUAACGAAAGGAGUAAGACAAAGCACAGCAUUUUUCUUAAUCCGGAUAUAUUUUUCAAAGUGUUUUUAGACCAGCUGCAAAGGGCUCGUUCCUUUCUAAAAACGAUAUCACUAAUGGAAAAGCUCGUUAAAGGGAGUCAAAUAAUACAUUUCCACUAAAUUACAUAACCAAACGAGAUAGUGUAGCUUCACAUUCCUUAUGGAUUAUACCACACUUGCUUGAGCUAUAAUUUCAUUACCUGAGAUACAGGUAGCAUAAAACAUUCAGCUUUUCAGUUCAGUAUUCUUUCUAAAUCUAAAGGAACCGUGUAUCUUCCCAAUGUAUUCUCUAGGCUAAGAAAAUGAUAGUGAACGUACGUAAAGCUUUUCAAGAAAAUGUAGAUGGACUGAAAUGGAUGGAUAAGUCGACAAUUGAUGCAGUUCAAGAUAAGGUCAAGAAAUAAUUGUUACAAUAGUUUUUACAACAAUCUGACUACAAUAGUAAUAAUAUUUAUAUUAUUGAUACUACAGUAGGCUACAUCUGCAUAACUAUGCAUCAGUCAAAUGAAUGCUAUUAAUUAAGACUAUGAUAUAUUAAAUAUUAUAGUAGUAAUUGUACUUGAUUUUGUUCUUAUCAGUUCUAGACAUUCCCUGAGGGAUGAACUACACUGUAUCAGAUUUUUCAUCCUUCAACACUUUUCUAUAAUUGGUAUUAUUUGUGUCCGAAGAGUGUUGCAUGCUGGUCUUUACGGGCAGGAUAUUUCGAAACUAAUUACGAGAAAUAUUAUACACCCUCACAAUAAGGUUGUCCAAUUAGGUUUAUAAGUAAAGGCGAACACAAAACUAAUGAACGUCGAUAUUCUCCACAAAAUAUCGUAGUAUUCCACAAAAAACGACCUAGAAUAUUAUUAUGCAAGCACAACAUGGCUCUCAGAGGUCUGAUGAGAAAUAUUUUUACCAUACUUGCCGAAUGGUCAAUUAUGACAAGAUGUGAAUGUGAAAAAAGUUGCCUGACUCCCUUUCAAUUGAACACUGCAAACAGACUUUUAUAUUGCUGUUUGUGAUCGAAGCUGAGCAAAUAUACAUGUUAAUAGUCUGCCGGCAUAGCUUACAGUCUAUACACCAUCGUUUCAUGUAAAUAAUCAAAUAAACUGAAUUUUUUAUUUAGGCUCAUGCGAUGCGAGAUCAUGUUGGUUAUCCUAAUUACUACGACAGUAAGACGAAAUAUUUGAAAAGAUUUAAAAAAUACAAAAAGGUGUAGUACACAGAUAAUAUACGAAAAUUUGGUUGGCGUUGACACGAAUCGUCGAAUCCCAUCAUCCAACGCCAAACAAUAGGAUAGUUUGUUUGUUUGUUUGUUUGUUUGUUUGUUUGUUUGUUUGUUUGUUUGUUUGUUUGUUUGUUUGUUUGUUUGUUUGUUUGUUUGUUUGUUUGUUUGUUUGUUUGUUUGUUUGUUUGUUUGUUUGUUUGUUUGUUUGUUUGUUUGUUUGUUUGUUUGUUUGUUUGUUUGUUUGUUUGUUUGUUUGUUUGUUUGUUUGUUUGUUUGUUUGUUUGUUUGUUUGUUUGUUUGUUUGGGUCGGUGAAAUAUUUAUUUAAAUUUAGUUUUAUGAACUUUGCAUACCGGUAUGCAUGCUUGUGCUAUUACAAAUACCUAAAUAAUUAUUUUCUUUAGGUGCUGUUUAAAGCAGAUACAUUAUUCGCCAACAAAUUGGCUUUAUUGAAAAUGUCACAUCAAAGAAUGUUGAAAAAACUUCGAAAGCAUGUGGAUAAAGCAGAGUAAGAUGAACAUUUUCUCAAUCAAAUUUACAUGUAAUGUAUAAUAUUAAUUAAUUUUUGUAAUGCUUUUUAGAUGGCCGUUAGAUCCACAAACAAUUAACGCCAUGUACAGUUUCAAUGAAAACCAAAUGGGUAAAUAUCAGAAAUAGUUCAUCUAUAUAUACACCAUGUCCAAGGUCAUAUAAUCGUUCAUUAAAUUCUCGUUCCACAUAUGCAGUAGAUGCAUGCAAGCCUUCUAUAAUAUUUCCAGAAAAGAUUAUCGUACCGUAAUUUUUGUCUCGAAAUGUUAAAAAACUAUCUACUGAUUGAUAUGCAACAGCUGUUUUCUCAUCAACUAUUUAAUUUAUAUUUAAUAAUUACUUUGGUUUUAGUUAUCCCUGCCGGAAUAUUACAACCACCGUUUUUCCACGGAGUUAAUGCCCCUAGGUAAGAACGAUAUAUUGAAAAAUAUAAUAGUUAUUUUAAUAUUUAAAUAUAAUAAUUAACAUUUCUUAUUUCUGUAAUCAUCAAUCCAUUAACUGCUGUAACUUCCGGACGAAGAGGCUUUUAAUUUAUAUUGUUUUAAGGUAGUUAGGUCCUCCAACCGUUACUUACACUGAAACCCCAAACUCAAGACAUCCUCUUAUAGUGCAGCUGUUCAGAUUGUUUGUCCGUUUGUUAAUCUUAGAAAUUUACUUAGAAAUUUACUUUGCUAUAUUUAGCAUUUGUAUAUUAAAGCUUGAUAUGUCUUUAUAGAGCAAUGGUAUAUGGUGCUAUUGGUGCCAUUCUUGGCCAUGAACUAACACAUGGCUUCGAUAAUACUGGUGAGUGAAGAAAAUUCUCAGCUCAUGCAGAUAUGCUCAACAACUGACGGUAAAUUCCCUCUUCACAGGAGGUGAAGAAGUCGACAGUUGACUUAGGACCGCCGUUUAUAUUGACCAAGCCCUUGUGACACAUGCACUGUGUGCUCUUUUAGAAUGUAGGGGAAUAUCAUUUGCGCAAAUCCUUUAUUGCAAUCACAACCGAAUUAUUCAACGAGCUUGUAUUUUUUCAAAUAAUUAAUCAGUUCAUAUUUGAGGGUUGUCCGAAGAAAGGAAUGAAAAGGAAUGUCAAAACAGUGGACUUGAUAGGAUAGGUUUAUUGAAGUGUGACACUUUAACAGUUUUUUCGGCAGUGCAAACUAUUACUCGUGGUCCUUACUAGAUCUUAUAUUAAUUAAAGCAAAAAUAUUAACAUAUACAAUUGUUACUUGCAGGACGAAAGUUCAAUAAAUACGGUGAAUUGACGAAAAACUGGUGGAGUUCAGACUCUUUGAAGCAUUUUAAGAAAAGAUCAGAUUGCGUAGAAAAGCAAUACAGUAGUUAUAAAGUUCGAGGGAAGUACAAGGUGAGACUUUCAUAUACAGUCUUCAGGAAUAUUUUGUGAAUACAGAUACCGUAUUUAUUCUAUUUAGCCCCGGCCAGCCUUCUUAGCUCCACCCUUCUUUCGGAUUAUCUCCCAAAAAAUAAGAUAAGCUCCCAUCCUAGCUCUCUUAAUUAAAUCAUUUUCAGUAUAUAGCAAAGUAUGAUCACAAAUUUUUUCUACUGAUAUUAAUGUAUGUAUGAUAUGUCUAAAUAUUGGUAAAUUGUAUAUGAAAUUUUCUACAAAUAUUUUUCUAAUGAUUAUUCUAUAAAUUAAUAUAAUUUAAAAAAACAACAUGAAACUUCAUAGCCCACACCCUGUAAUUAGCCCCCUCCCUUUAAUAAUAUUAAGCCACCACUCUAGAACCACUGAAAAAAUAAGCCCAAUUUAUUUCAACAUCCAUGAACAACUGUUGUUGGCUCAUCAUGUUAUACCAAACAAUUGUUGAUCGAAUCUUGUUUUGUGUUGGUUGAACAAUAUUAAAUUUCUUAACCUUAUAUAAUUGCUGUACACUAUAUAUAUAUGCAUGCAUAUAUAGUAUACUAUCAUAUCAUAAUAUCUGUAUCAAUUGUUAUUUAGUUAAAUGGAAAGCUCACUUUGGGUGAAAAUAUAGCUGACAAUGGAGGUUUCCGGGCUUCACAAAAGGUACGUAUUCUUUAUCUUUUAUGAUUAUAUUAUAUCAUAUUAUUGUAGAUUAUUAAUGCACCUAUAUGUUUAUUUUUCAUUCAUUCUUCCCUUGUUGUUUCCAUUUACUCAUCCACUUCUUUACCUGAUUCAUGUUUUUUUUUAAACAGGCAUAUCAAACAUGGUUAAUGAAUAACAAAGAAACAACACUUCCUGGCUUGAAAUAUACUAACGAACAAUUAUUUUAUAUUUCAUUUGCACAGGUACUGCACAAUCUAAAUAUUACUGUUUUCUGUUUGAGCGUUUAUUUCCAAAAUAUUUUGCAUUCAUAUUUAUUUUCUCGUAUAUUUCAGGCAUACUGCAGCAACAGUCGUCCAACACAGGAUUAUCUGGCAACACUGACUGAUCCACAUUCAGACGAAACUUUCAGGUAACUUUUGGCAAUUUAUUCGAUUUACUUGUGAUGAAGACCAUGGAUCAAAAGCUUCCACAAACCAAACUAUUUUAUUUAUCGCCAUGCAAAUCUCCAAAGAACUUUAUAUUUAAUUUAAGAACUGAUUAAAAAGCUACUGUACUGUGUGAUAAACACACAAUGCUAGGUUAAGUUCCAUGUGCAAUAUUAAGUCCCAUUGGUGCAAUGUUUAGUCCCAUCAUUACUGUCCAUUUUUACUGAAUUCAGUAUUUUCUCCUCAAGGGUGAAAGGAGUGUUGUCCAAUUCUAAAGAAUUUGCACGUGCAUUCCAAUGUCCGAAGGGCAGUCCAAUGAAUCCUAAGACAAAGUGUGCAGUCUGGAUCAGUGAUGACGUAGUGCAAGAUGAAACAAAGACUCAUGGGAAAUUACUGCCAAAUAAGCAUAUUAAGGAGAAAAAAACAAAAACGUCCAAAUCUACAAAAGACAAGUCAUCUAAAACAAAGUCAUCUAAUGCAAAGUUAUCUAAAGCAAAGACAUCUAAAGCAAAGUCAAAAAUCUUGAUGAAAAAGAAAAAGAUAGUUAAUAAGCAUCCUAAGAAAACAAAACAUUAAAAUGUGGGAUAGAAAAGUAUUCUCUAGGUUUGUAUCUUUUUGAAACAUUCACAUACGGUGACGAGAAAAUAAUUUUGAGAUGAAUUCAAUAACUACAUUCGAUUGUCUACUGUAUAUUAUACAGUAUUAAACUUUUGAUAUUUGGCUUUACAAAUAUUUUCACAACCUCUUUCAAAACAGCAUGGCUGUUCAUCUGUGUUUACAGUUAAAGUUGUUUUGUAGGUAAAUUCGGUUUCCCAUCAAGGAUGCCAUGUCCAAUUAAACUCUAUUUCAGUUAUUAAAGAAACUAAAGCUGUUAACCUAUUGGCCAUUUUUAUUAAAUAAUUUAGUGUUCAUAAAAAUUAAUUACGUUAUUGCACAAUUUUAAACCAAUCAGAAUUGUGUAUUUUAGAUUUAACUUCUAUUAAACUAUAAAAUAGUAGAACUUUAAAAAGUAGGGUAAAAAGUAGAGUGGAUGAGUUAUUUGGAUAGGCAUCAGUAAAGGAAAUUGAAACUUGAGUGAAGAACCUUUAUUGAAACUUCAAUCCCAAAACCUACAUGUAUUUGAAUCAGUUUAAUAUUAUAAAGGCCACAGUUUCUGCCAGAUUAACAACUAGUUAUAACAAAUAAAUAUUUUCAUUGAUAAUAUUUUGUGAAAAAU
This is a messenger RNA of Paramuricea clavata, 15137 nucleotides long. Lineage: Eukaryota; Metazoa; Cnidaria; Anthozoa; Malacalcyonacea; Plexauridae. The record is from the annotation of a GenBank genome assembly.